Molecule: messenger RNA, 2460 nt
Organism: Pneumocystis jirovecii RU7
Lineage: Eukaryota; Fungi; Ascomycota; Pneumocystomycetes; Pneumocystales; Pneumocystaceae
Exons: 15
Coding region: 1-2460 (819 amino acids)
Biological process (GO): phosphate ion transport; cellular response to phosphate starvation
Cellular component (GO): cytoplasm; plasma membrane; Golgi apparatus
Molecular function (GO): inositol hexakisphosphate binding
Source: RefSeq, a predicted model, not a curated record
AUGAAAUAUGCUAAAAAACUUGAAAAUAAUCUAGUAUCAGAAUGGAGCGAAAAAUAUCUCAACUAUAAAAAAGCAAAAAAGCUCAUAACAAAAGUUUCCCAAAAGAAAAAUCUAAAAUUAUCAGAUUAUGAAAUCUUAUAUGAAAAACCAUUUAUAGAUAAUUUACUAAAAAAUCAAAAUUUAAAUGAUUUUUCAAAAGAUAAUUUAAAUUAUAACAACACUUUAGAUACUCAUUUCUUUAAGAAAAUAACAGAGCCAACAGAACUCACUUUAAAUACAGAAUUUCAAUCUAAUAUUACAAAACAUAAAAAAUCGUACGAAAAUGACAAGAAUUAUAAUAUAGAUUUAUUUUUCCCAACGAAAUUAACUAAUGAUACAUUUUGUUUAGAAAAUAAUUCAUAUAUUCUAGAUUCAUAUUCUCAAUACAUAGCAGGUCACAGAAAAUACAAUAUCAAUAAUACAAAUUCAGAUCUGUAUUUCAAGUCACUUGAUAAUAACGACGAAAUAUUUCAAUUUUUUAUUUUUUUAAAUAAAGAACUUCAAAAAGUUGAUAAUUUUUAUAAAGAAAAAGAAAAAGAAACAAUAUUGCGUUCUCAACAAAUAAAAAAACAAUUACACGAAAUGAAUAAUAGGCAAAAAAGUAAAGAUAUAAAACUAAAAAAAAACAAAAGACCUUUAAAUUGGAUAGAUAAUUCUAUAACACUAUUACAUCAAAUCUACACACUUUUUAGAUUUGCGAAAAAGAAAAAUAUUAAGCAUGAAAAAAAAAAUCAUAUUUCUGAAAACAUUGCUUGCAAAAUUGCUAAAAAACAGUUAAAGAUAGCUAUUAUUGAUUUUUAUCAUGAAACAGAGCUUUUAAAAAAUUACCGUACAAUGAACAUGGAAGCAUUUAGAAAGGCUUUGAAAAAAAUAACUAAAGUUACAGGCAUCAAUUAUUUAAAAUUUUACAUGCCUAAAAUUACUGAAAGUCAUUUUGGAUCUAGUGAAAUCAGUAAUGAUCUAAUGACAGAAACAGAAAAUAUUUUUGCAUAUUAUUUCGAAAAGAAUAAUAGAAAAAGAGCUAUAGAAAAACUUCGAACUAAACAAAAAACUACAGAUUAUGCUAAUGCUUUAUUUAGAGUUGGUCUAUAUCUUGGAAUUUCACUACCACUUCUUAUAGAAGGAUUAAUUUAUGCAAAUAAAAUAUUAGUCGGUGAAUUAGACUUAGUAAAAAAAUAUCUUCUUCAAAUAUGGGGGGGAUUUUUUAUUAUAUUGUUAUUUUUACUUCUUUUUGGUUUUAAUUGUUAUAUUUGGACAAAAUCAAGAAUAAACUACAUAUUUAUUUUUGAGUUUGAUACAAGGCACAAUUUAGAUUGGAAACAAUAUUUAGAAAUACCAUCUUUUAUUUUUUUAUUAUUUUCACUAUUCUUUUGGCUUAGUUUUAGAAACUUUUCAACAUCAUUGACUAACUAUUAUCCAUUGUUUUUUACUUCAAUAAUUGCUAUAAUAUUAUUAAAUCCAUUACCAUAUUUUCAUAAGAAAUCGCGCAAAUGGUUUAUUAUUUCAAACCUUCGUUUACUUUUUUCAGGAUUAUGUUCUGUUCAAUUUCGAGAUUUUUUUUUAGGAGAUCAAUAUAAUAGUUUACUAUUUUUCUGUUUUUACAAUCACCAUUUUAAAAAUUUAAUUGAAUGCGAUACAUCAUAUUCUAGACUAGCUGGAUUUUUUCAAACAAUUCCAGGAAUCUUUCGUUUUUUACAAUGUUUAAGAAGAUAUUAUGAUUCCAGAAAUAUAUUUCCACAUCUUAUCAAUUCAGGAAAAUAUACCUGCACGAUUUUAACAUAUAUUUUUUUUUCUAUUUGGAAAAUAAGUAAUGAUUCAAAACAUAAAGCCUUAUAUAUUACUUUUGCUUUAAUAAAUUCUCUCUAUAAUAGUUUCUGGGAUCUAUUUAUGGACUUUUCAUUAAUACAGCCAUACGCAGAGCAUCCUUUUUUAAAAAACAAUUUAAUAUUUAAAAAUUAUUGGCUUAUUCUUGAGGUUUAUUACUUAAUAAUAAUAUUUGAUCCGAUAUUAAGAUUUUCAUGGAUAUUAUAUUUCAUUUAUAUUAAAAAUACUAAAUAUUUAUCACUUGUUACAUUUAUUAUUAGUGUAAUCGAAGUUUUUCGAAGAUUUCUAUGGAACAUAUUUAGAGUUGAAAAUGAACAUUCAAUUAAUGUUUUACGUUUAAAAGUUAAUCGUGAUAUACCAUUACCUUAUAAACAUUUUACUUUGGAAAAAAAAGAUGAAGAAACUAUUAUAGAGAACAAUACAACAUUAAAGAAUAAAGAUUCAAGACAUAGAUUUUUCAAUAUUGCAAUUGCGGCAUCAUCAUAUCAACGAAGACACUGUGAAGAUUUUAUACAUAAAAGACAUAACUCGGAUAAUGAAAAAAGUCUUGAAAUUAGUGAUGAGGAUGAAUUUAUAUCACCUGCUUUAUCAAAUUAA